AGAUGAUUUUCAAUUCUUGACCUAAUAUUUUUUUUUAAUUAACAAUAAGAAAUUCAAUUUUUUAAACUUCUAAAUUUAAAAGCAGAUUGCAGUAGUUUCGAAAUGUUUUAGGUUCCAUAUAGCAAUGUCAAAUAAAACAUGAAGGAAAACAUUUCCAUUCUUUUCAUAUGUUCUAAACCAGGUCAAGAUACCUUAUAUUAGUCAUACCUUUAAAUUAUGGAUUCCCUGUUCUAUUUUUAACAUUUUGUGUCAGUUUUUGAAUGCAUAACAACAAAAACAAUACAACCUGGACAUUUAAUCAGAUUAAUACAGCGACGGUAGUGGAUACUUACUUUAAAAUGGCCACUGGAACAGACGGUACUGUGAAAUGUCGUUUGAUUUCUUGUGAUAAAGGUCCCAUCGGAAAGGAGGACGGACACGCGGAUGUCAGGGCAUAUGCUGUUCCAAAAAGCAAAAGAUCAGGUUUCCUUGUUAAUUGGAAUGACGAAGGAUUUGCAACGUUCCACACAGAAUGUUGGUUUGCCUUGCGUGGGCUAUAUAAGGACAAGGAAUCACCUCUAACAAAGGACGAAAAAGAAAUGGUGAAAGAGGCUGCAAAGACAGUAGAAAUCCAUGACUCGUGCGCAAAAUUUGAACAGGAAGCAGACCACAUAGUCAACCUGAUAAAAAAUGCUGAUUAUUGCAUAGCGUUUACAGGAGCUGGUAUUUCCACCGCGGCAGGUAUCGGGGAUUUCCGAGGAAUUCAGGGCAAAUGGACAGAAAAAGACAAAGUCCAAGAGCAUGGAAGCAAGGGGAGAUCUAAGAGAGAAAUACAAGACGUUCAAAAGCUCCGUCCAACUUACACACACGAGGCUUUAUUCAAACUAAUAGAAAUGGGAAAUUUAAAGCAUGUGAUCAGUCAAAAUGUUGAUGGACUGCAUCGACUCUCUGGACUUCAAGAAAGUCAGAUAACAGAAUUGCAUGGCAAUAUGUUUGUCGAAAAAUGUGAAAAGUGCAAAAAACGAUAUGAAAGAAAUUUCAGAUGCAAUGGAAAAUCUACCAAAGUUCCCGUCAAUAUCUGCAAGCAGUGCCGAAUUAAUCAUCGGACUGGUCGUUCCUGUAGUGAAAAGAAGUGUACCGGAUACUUGAUGAACACCAUUAUAAACUUCGGGGAUUAUCUAGAGGUAAACGUGUUCAGAAGCGGCGUAGAACAAGCUUCGCGCGCUGAUCUGGUUUUGGCACUCGGGACGACACUUAAGGUGUUUCCAGCAAACGAGAUGGUGAAGAUGGGUAAACGCCCAACGCGUUUAAUCAUUUGCAACAGACAAGUGACUGAUUUUGAUGAAACUUGUUUGAAAGUGGAUGAUGAUGAAGUUCCAUACGGAUCAAGGGUCUUCGGAGACUGUGAUAAAUUAAUGCGAGAAGUAAUGAAACGUAUUCUUCCAGAAGAGGAGUUGUCAAAAUGGGAACAAGACAGAGAUGUCAGAAUGCUGACAUACGACACAAAACGAAAAUUGUAGAACAGGAAAAACAUUAAAUAUUCUUUGAUUCAUCUGUAUUAGAUACAAACUCAAACAGGAUGGAGAAAUUUAAAAAUUGCAUCUUAUCAGUUAAUUUUGACUCUACAUGUAUACUACAAUAAAAUGCGUAUGGUCAAUUCA
Messenger RNA from Saccostrea cuccullata (small rock oyster), 1640 nucleotides. RefSeq names its product NAD-dependent protein deacetylase Sirt6-like. Gene Ontology annotation, cellular component: nucleus. NCBI's taxonomy places the organism in Eukaryota, Metazoa, Mollusca, Bivalvia, Ostreida, Ostreidae. Gene Ontology annotation, biological process: negative regulation of transcription by RNA polymerase II. Gene Ontology annotation, molecular function: NAD+ binding; transcription corepressor activity. Bases 261 to 1499 code for a protein of 412 amino acids. The record is from RefSeq and is a predicted model, not a curated record. The transcript has 6 exons.